GACUGCGACUCCUCGGGAUGCGAGGCUGACAUGGCGGAGGGCUCGGCCGAGGAGGAACAGAGCAGUACAGCUGCGCCAGCUUCGCCCCCAGCGGACCUUCGCAUCCUGAACACCCAGUUGUCGACGAGCUACCACCAACAGCAGUACCAAUCGCAGCAGGAGCAACAACAACACUUGCAUCAACAGCAGUUGAGGCCGACGCCAGUGGCUCUGCUCCAGCAGCAGCCCCAGCACCCGAGCAUGCUGGCCACGGCGAUACCGCACAGGCACAGUCUACUGCCCCUCUCGAUGAGGAUGGACAUCAAGUCGGAGGCCGACAUGGACAACUCCUGCGACGUGCCCCUCAACCUAAAGAGCGAGGUAAAUUAUCCAAACGGGCCUCAGUCAUCUGACUCUUUGCUAAAUGGAAGAGACUCGAUG
This is a messenger RNA of Copidosoma floridanum, 420 nucleotides long. RefSeq names its product POU-domain protein pdm3 (gene pdm3). Gene Ontology annotation, biological process: regulation of transcription by RNA polymerase II. NCBI's taxonomy places the organism in Eukaryota, Metazoa, Arthropoda, Insecta, Hymenoptera, Encyrtidae. The record is from RefSeq and is a predicted model, not a curated record. Gene Ontology annotation, molecular function: DNA-binding transcription factor activity, RNA polymerase II-specific; RNA polymerase II cis-regulatory region sequence-specific DNA binding.